Amoebophrya sp. A120 is the source of this 2103-nucleotide messenger RNA. Lineage: Eukaryota; Dinophyceae; Syndiniales; Amoebophryaceae. The record is from the annotation of a GenBank genome assembly.
CAGAAGUUGAUUUUCAGAUCGCGCUUUUUCGGAGUUAGACGCGCCUAAGGCCAAGGCGGCAGAAAAAUGAAUCGGCCAAGCUGGUGCAUGACCAUGAAAAUAAAAGUCUCAGGAUCGUGUAAAGAGUAGUUUCUUCGGGGUAAAGUUGUUGCUACCGCCAGCGUCCCAGUGGCGGAGCAGCGGCAGCCAGAAAAGAAAGCGGCCACAAAUAAAGUUUGCGCAAAACCAUGAGUCUGCACGAAGUUGAUAGUGCAAUUUCUCCCAAGACCUUGAUGAGGAGCGGAACCUUUGUCGAGGCCCUGGGUAUCGUCAUCCUCCUGCACGGCGUGCUCUACGCCUUGAUGCAGCGCCACGUUCCUGAGCCUUACAUGGACGAAUUAUUUCACGUCCCGCAGGCGCAACGAUUCUGCAACGCUACAAGACUCGAAGACGUCCAGUGGGAUCCAAAGAUAACUACGCCGCCGGGAAUAUAUCUCGCUGCAGCUACGGCGUCCUCCGCGUUGGCAGGGGGUAGUAAGCUGUUCGGCCUGGUGGGGGACGUUGAGCUGACGACUGUGUGUAGUGUCGGCUUCCUGCGAGGCAUCAACGCGCUAGCCUUCGGCCCGCUAUGUUUUGUGGUACUCGUCAGCAUCCUCACGACGCUGCAUCAUGGAAGCAGCUACUGUGGCAGCUGGAAAGAUGGAUCAGGAAGAUCCGAGAUCACAACUACGGAAGCAGGUAGUAAAGCCGCCGAAAAAACGACUGCAUCUGCAGGCGAAGUGCUGAUCCCAGCGGUAAUACUACGUGCGCUCCGCGGGCAUUUGCUAUUUGUGUCGUUUUUCUACCACUUUAUCUUCUACACCGAGACGCUGUCCACCCUGCUUUUGUUGCUCAUGCUGAAAUGUCACCUCGAGCGGCACACCAGAGCAGCAGGCGUGUUUGGAUGUGCGAGCCUGUUCGCCCGACAACUGAACAUCGUUUGGGUAUUCGCAGCGGCCCUCGCCGACCUGUUGACAGAGGCCCGGCUGACCAGUAUGGCCGACGUUACUGCGCACGUGCGGUCCUUCGCGGGUAUGCGGUUGCUGAUUGGAAAAUGCAGCAGCAUCGCGAUAAGAAGACUGCCACUCCACAUCGCCGCUGGCGUCGGUUUCCUCACGUUCGUGAAGUGGAACAAUGGGCAACUAGCGCUGGGACACCAGGAGUUCCACCAAAUUAGCCCGCACCUGGCGAUGCUGCUGUAUCUGGGUGUCUUACUCCCAACGCUCGGCUUCUUCUUUCCAAGAAAUGUUGAAGACUACUACCGGACAGGAAGCAUAACGAAGACCUUCGAGUUACUCAAAGAAGACUUCUUAACGGCGGAAACGGCGGCCCUCACACUUAAGAUUUGGGUCUUCUUUUCCCUUUGCAGCACGUUGGUACUCGCACACCCAUUCCUACUUGCCGACAACCGACACCUUUCGUUCUACGCGUGGCGCCGGGUAUUCUCCAAACCACCACUGCGCAUCGUCGCGUGCCCUCUGGCUGCAACUGCAGCCACGUUGUUGUACCUCGGCGGUAGAGCCGGAGACACCGGGGGUAAUGAUGAAAAAGAGAAAAAGACGACAAAGUCAGAGGAUGACGCAAGCGGCAAAAAAGGAGAUCAACAAGCUGCUGUAAAAACAGCUCUUCUUACCGCACGGGAGUUAGCGCUCGGGCCUUACAGAUCACAGCUUUUCGUCUUCGGAUUUUGCACGGUGUUGUCUUUAGCAGCGCUACCUCUCCUGGAAUUUCGAUACUUUUUGGUGCCACUGCUGUGUCUGACGCUUGCGCACCCGAUGCAGUCCGUGCGGACCGAACUUCUCGGGCUAGUGUUGUCGUUCGGCCUGACUUCAGGGGUGUGGGUGUUGUUUUUAGGGAAGACUUUUGCCGACGAACAGAAAUGGGGCCCCGGCCUACAAAGGAUCAUGCUCUGAUGAAAAGAGCGAUCACAUGGCUCCUCUUGCGCAUUGUUGACCUACAGUGGCUAGUACGACGUAACGCACUUAUGACGAAGAAACAUCACGCAAAUGAAUCAACACGCAAUGUUUGGCGUCGAGCGCCGGGCCAUGAUUGCGAGAAUGGUUACAGAGGACAGCGGCUCCGCGG